Molecule: messenger RNA, 1005 nt
Organism: Raphanus sativus (radish)
Lineage: Eukaryota; Viridiplantae; Streptophyta; Magnoliopsida; Brassicales; Brassicaceae
Product: reactive Intermediate Deaminase A, chloroplastic-like
Exons: 6
Coding region: 315-785 (156 amino acids)
Cellular component (GO): cytosol
Molecular function (GO): deaminase activity
Source: RefSeq, a predicted model, not a curated record
UAAGAGACACGGCACGAGAAUCAUCUACGUUAGUUCCGAUCGCAUCAAGUCUUAUAAUAAUAGUACUAGUAUUCUUCUUCGUCUUCACCUACCUUUCUCUCUCUCUAAAUCUCUUUCAUACAACUAUUUGGCGUGUGAGUCCUUUUUGUACCUCCUUUGACUUCGCCGGAGAUAGAAAGUCAAAUUAUUUGGUCCGUCUUCAGAUCCAUAAAACGCGCCAACUCUCGACCUCUCUGCCGCACUUCGCUCUUCCACUCGUACCCCCAUUGGUCUCCGCAGGUGCAACGACACUCGCUGGUGUUUCCCUUUUCAGAAUGUCUUCUUCGAGCUCUUCUCAUUUCGCUUCACUCUCAAUCUCAGAUUCUUCUGCUUCUGAUGAUAACCACUUACCUAUCAUUUGUAAGAAGAAGAAGGAAGUUGUGUCUACAGAUAAAGCACCACCUGCGGUAGGACCAUACUCUCAGGCCAUCAAAGCCAAUGGUUUCGUUUUCGUUUCUGGCGUUCUUGGACUUAUACCCGAGACUGGAGAGUUAAUUUCGGACGACGUUGAAGAUCAGACUUACCAGGUACUUAAGAACAUGGGGGAGAUAUUGAAAGCUGGUGGUGCUAGUUACUGCGCCGUGGUAAAGACAACCAUCAUGCUUGCUGACUUGGCUGACUUCAAGAAAGUGAACGAAAUAUACGGCAAAUACUUCCCACAUGCUCCUCCAGCAAGAUCCACAUAUCAAGCUGCGGCUUUGCCACUAAACGCCAAGAUCGAGAUCGAUUGUAUUGCAGUACUCUAGAACAGCAUCAAUCUCAGAUAAAAUUAAUAAAGAGGAAACCAUGGUUUAGGGAGCCUUAUCUUUAUCAAUUCAUUCUUAACGUACUUUUCAUUUUGUUGCGGAUUAUCAACCAUUAGGUUGGUUGCUAAAACCUAAAGCCCCUUUGCUUAAUCAAGAAUAAGUGAUUUCCUGUUGACUUGAUAUGUAUUGAGUACAAUAUUUGAUAAGAAACCCUUUAUGA